AUGGGUCAUCCGCAGCUCCACCUUCAAGUUCCAUCGUCUACCUCGGCGACCGGCCUUCCAGGCAGCAACGGUAACGGUACGGCUUCUCUGCGGCAUCGACAUGACAAGUAUCCAUCUAAAGCCUCCACUAAUGGAUACUCUCCCGUUGUACAUAACAGGAAGAAUAAGCGGAGGGACAAGGGGAAAGGGAGAGCUUACGAGGAACCGUGGAAUGCUACACAAUGGGUCAAAGAGGGUUUUAGACGGUUUGGCGAGCACUGUACACGCAACCAGAUAAGAACACUUUUGAUUGACUGUCUGGUCAUGACACAUCUCUUCUACCCCUCUCUUGCGGUGUAUUUACAAAAGAAAUUUCCUCCUCUUCGUCCGCCCACCCCUCCUUCCGCACAUAAUGUCCAUCGUGUACUCCUGUCUGACCAAGGAGCAGCUACAAGAAAGGCCAGCAAAGAACAUCCAUUGUCCCUCCUCAGCACCCCCAUACUCGACAGUUUCUUCCCUUACCCUCCGCCUCUACUUCCAAGCUUACCACCCGUGCACUGGUGGGGGGAUGGACAUGAGGACUUCAGCAUCACCCGGGUCAUGGGCCCCGAAGCUGAGAGCAGGACGGGUGAAGACGAGGUGCAUAUCUUGCGAGUAGGCUGGGCAGAUGUCGGUGAAGUGCUUGACGGUCCUGCGGAAACUCGACCUCCAACAUGGAUCGAGCGAGAUGAGUUUCUAGAGAGGUCAGUACGGAGUUUUGUCGAAGGCUGGGAGGAGGAACAUUCAGGAUCUGGAGAAGGUUGUGUGAGGCGCCUGACUGUGGAGUCGAACUCGGGGGAGAACGAGCUAUCUCGUGGACCUUGCUACUUCAUGUCGACUGGACCUAGAGCAGACGAUCUCACCACACCACUGGGAUUAGGAAUUGCCACGGUCGAAUCUUCCAUCUAUCACAGCAUCUCGACUCUCUUUCGUGUACCGCACACGAGUCGUACAGACUUUGAGCGACGGUGGACGAAUCAUCUAUCGGCGAUUGCCAAUGCAUCAUCUGGGGAGCUUUUCGAAGAAGCUUGCAGCAGUGGAAAGCCUUCUUCCCGUCACACGGAUGAAUGGGUUUUAUCUUAUAUCCCCGAAAGGUCCGGCGGAGAAAGCAAAGCAGAAACCUCUUCGAACGGCGUGUUGUCGGCCCCCUGGCUGGCCUACUUGUCCUACGCUGCUCUUUUCGCCGGUCUUGCAUUUCAAAUCUCCUACGCGACCAAGGCUCAUUCAAGGUUCGGUCUGGCGUUCACAGGUAUCGUCCAGCUUUGCUGUUCGGCAGUCAUGAGUUUCAGCAUCGUCUCUCUAUUUGGGUGGAAUGGCUGGGGAGCUUCGAUGGUUCCUACCACGCUUCCGACCUAUUUCUUGCCAUUUGUGAUAGUCGUGGUCGGGGUCGAAAACAUGUCAACUUUGACCAAAGCUGUGUUCUCGGUCCCUUUCACGUACACUGUAUCUGAGAGGAUGGGGCUGGCUCUGAGCAAAGUGGGCGUACGGAUAGCUCUCACAUCGUUGCAAGAUUUGAUCCUGAUGGGAUUGACAUGGUUGCUGGUGGACGUGCAACCCGUCAGGGAGUUCUGCGUAUUUGCCGCUGUGGUGGUGAUCACCGACUGGUUCAUGCUUCAUACUUUCUUCCUCACGGUUCUGUCCAUAGACGCUCAAAGAUUGGAGUUGGCCGACAUACUGUCGAGUGCUCCGAAUGGAGCACCCCCCCAACAGGCGGCGGUUGCCAGCGAAGAACAAGACUGGGCAUUGUUAAGCUGGCGGAGUUUGGCCCGUGCGAGAAGUCUCAAAACCAUUGCGCUCUUAUUCUUAUGCUUGUGCGUCGGGUUGAUGCACUCUCGAAAUCAUCCCACAACAUCCACCACAGCAAGUCUGUACGGAUAUAACCCAUCAUCGAUCUCCAUGGCUCCCUCUCCGAUUCCAUAUAACACUUCGCCCGACGAUCUUGUACAGCUGUCCCCGGCUGAAACUUUUUGGCGUACCAUAAACCCUUCGGGCUUCCCAUUCGUCCGCAUAGUCUCACCACCCGCUUCUCUCCUGGUGCUCCCUCGAUUUGGACACAGUAUGCUUCCCUCUGACAUCCGAAAACUACACAUCCCUACCACACGACUUUUGCUUCCCCGACUCAAACCUCUUUUCUACCUGUUCAAAGUUGUCUUUCUGCCUCAAGCUGUCACCGCCGCCGCUCUUUACUUCCUACUUCGUUUCCUGCUAAAAGAUGCUGAGUUACUUGACGCUCAGCGCAAUCGAUUAGGAAGAAAUGAAGUUGCACCUGUAUCGGACGACAAGCUGGUCGAGGGAGGUGAGAAGGUAAAUCGGUUGCUAGCUGGUAUGGAGGCCCAUAUGUUACCUUGCAGUCAUUCGGCCGACAUCGAUAUCAUCGUUUCGUCUGAAGAUGGCAAUGUUGUCCUUUCUGUGGGACUAGAUAACAGUGUCUGUCUCUGGCGUUUCUCGAAUUCGAGUGGAACCACAGGGACCAGGGAAGAAUUACAGCUACCAGCUUCAAACGACGAAAUAUAUAUCGUGGCUGCUGCUGUCAGUCAUAAUGGAAAAUACGCAGCUGUAGGUACGAGCGGGAAUAUGGUGCAUAUCUGGGAGAUAAUCAAGGAUGGUCCACCUCAACCUGAAAGUCCUCAUAAAACCAAUGGCACUGGUAUGAUAUCCGAUUUGAUAUUUGACAACUUUUCGACCAAGUUAAAAGAUACAUUUCGUACUCCUUCGUCUUUCAAUCGUCUUCGCCCAUCAUUGUUUGUCACAUGCGGAUCCUCCGUCCUGUCCAUUCAUCCUGAUGGCACCAUAGCUCAAGUUGUUGGACCAUCUUUUUCACAAUCGAUUGACCAACCCCGCCCCCUGGUUGAAUGCCGUAAUGACAACGAGGGGAGUACGAUCCUCAUCGGUGGGAUGACACCUCAAUUGUUCCGACAAACAACAGAAGGUUGGACAUCAAGAUCGUUUCCCGAUAUUGGUGAUAACAUCACCUGCAUCUCUUCCCGUGACGACUUUCUCGCUUUAGGUCAUAAAGAUGGAUCUGUGAUUAUAUAUGAUCUAUCCUCCCUUUCUCCUUUGACGACUAUUGAAACCCAAACCGAACCUAUCUCACAAAUAUGUUUAGGACCAUAUAGUACGAUCAAAUGUUCUCGCUGUGGGAUAUCCUCGGAAGGAAUGAUAGUCGUAUUUUCCACUUUGAACCGUAUCUUCAUUGAUCGAAUGCUACCCAGAGGAUCUCCCCAAUGUCGAUGUUACAAUUCUAUAAUCCUUAAUCGAUCUGAUUCGCUUCUUUCACCUACUCGAGCAGUGACAUCCAAAACAUCUCUAGCUCGCUCUAAUUCAUUAAAUGGAUCACCAUCCAGAUCACCUUCUUUGAUCCAAACACCAGAUUUCCCAAUAAGCUCUCAUGGUGCUCGUCGACCAAGUCCACAACAUCGAGAUGAUCCCGAUCCUUUUUCAUCCCACAUCAAUACCAAUGGUGAAAUCACCUCUAGUGAAGAAUUAACAUACGAAGUCCGUUCUUUGAUAUCUUUAAUGUGUUCAGAUGGAGGUUGGAUAUUCACUUCGGAUCAAAUAUUAAUGGGAAUACAUAAAAAGAGAAAUGGGAUAAAUGAUUCUUCUUUUCAAAUCUUCUUUUUGGAUACGACAUCUAUUCAUGUGAAUCCGAUUUAUGUCAAUUUAGAUGAUUUGGAAAUACGUUCUCGACAUUUAGAAAAUACAUCAAUGUCUAUAAAAGAAAGAAAGACAGAAAGGAAUUUAUCAUUAUCUGGUCGAUCUAGUUUCCCUAAAAAAUCAGGUUCUUUAAUUUUACCUGUAUAUCCUGAAUUGGCUUUUAUCAAAGUGAGACCGGUCGUUUGUAGAGGAAAGAAAGGGUUAAUCGCUGGGUUUGGGAAUAAGUUAGGUAUGGUGAUUUUACCUUUGGAGGAGAAAAGAGUGGAUAAGAAGAAAAAGGAUAAAAUAGGUUUGGGUAAUGGUUUAAAUGGUGGAAUGGGUUUAACACCACCACCACCAAAGAGGAAUAUAAAUGAUAUAAAAGGAAAAAUAAGAUAA
Messenger RNA from Tremella mesenterica DSM 1558, 4050 nucleotides. RefSeq lists its product as uncharacterized. The coding region runs from base 1 to 4050 and encodes 1349 amino acids. The transcript is spliced from 6 exons. The record is from RefSeq and is a predicted model, not a curated record. Gene Ontology annotation, molecular function: protein binding; sterol binding. Gene Ontology annotation, cellular component: Golgi membrane; endoplasmic reticulum membrane. Gene Ontology annotation, biological process: SREBP signaling pathway. NCBI's taxonomy places the organism in Eukaryota, Fungi, Basidiomycota, Tremellomycetes, Tremellales, Tremellaceae.